This is a messenger RNA of Myotis brandtii (Brandt's bat), 3577 nucleotides long. RefSeq names its product rabphilin 3A (gene RPH3A). Gene Ontology annotation, cellular component: membrane. Gene Ontology annotation, molecular function: small GTPase binding. Bases 731 to 2818 code for a protein of 695 amino acids. Gene Ontology annotation, biological process: intracellular protein transport. NCBI's taxonomy places the organism in Eukaryota, Metazoa, Chordata, Mammalia, Chiroptera, Vespertilionidae. The record is from RefSeq and is a predicted model, not a curated record. The transcript has 23 exons.
GGUCACAGCCACCAACACCCUUCCUCCAGUGCCCACUGUGUCCCUCUGCUGCUCUCCAGCACAGCAGCCCUGCAAGCCCCUGGAUACCUCCCUCCCAUGACCGGUGUUUAUUGAGGGGGCUACCAUGCACCUGGCACUGUUCUUGGCACUAAGACAGAGGUCCUGGCAUCAGAAAGGCUGGGUUCCAGGUUCAACUCUACUACAUCCUAGCUCUUUGGCUGUGGGCACCUCGCACAUAAAUCACGGUGGGAGGCAGGCUCGGUUCCCCUGCGCCGGGAAGCUGCUGCCCCCUCCCUCGCUCAGCAGAGGGCUUUGCAGCAGUGGAGGAGGCAGCGCCGCUGAUUUCGGGCACCGGGGAAGCAACCGAUUCGUCGGCUGCCAGCAGCCCCGAGUUGCCUACGCGGAAGACAGAGAGGAAGAGAGAGAGAGAGAGAGAGAGAGAGACUGACUUACAGAGCAAAACCCUUCAUCCCUGUGGAGGACAGUCUGAGGGAGCCACAGUCUGCCUUGCCCACCAACUGGCUGACUUUUCUCCUCGCCUGGCGGUGGUAUUUCUUUUCGUCUUGGUCCUGCGUGAUUUAGGGAUAGUUGGCACCUCCGCUGAGCUUUCAAACCAAGUCACCGGGAGUUAACAUCUUCCCACCCCGCAGGGAAGGGAGGAGUUGGCAAGAAUUUGGCUCAGCCGUCCCCCCUGCAAUCCGCUGGUGUUGUGGCGCACGGGACAUCUGCCAUGACCGACACCGUGGUCAGCAGCAGCUCCAGCCGCUGGGUGUGUCCCAGCGACCGGCCCCUUCAAUCCAAUGAUAAAGAACAGCUCCAGGCGGGCUGGUCCGUCCAUCCCGGUGGUCAGCCCGACAGACAGAGGAAGCAGGAAGAGCUGACAGAUGAGGAGAAGGAAAUUAUCAACAGGGUGAUUGCCCGGGCCGAGAAAAUGGAAGAGAUGGAGCAGGCGCGGAUCGGGCGCCUGGUGGACCGUCUGGAGAACAUGAGGAAGAACGUGGCUGGGGAUGGGGUGAACCGCUGCAUCCUGUGUGGCGAACAUCUGGGGAUGCUGGGCUCUGCCUGCGUAGUGUGCGAGGACUGCAAGAAGAAUGUCUGCACCAAAUGCGGGGUAGAGACCUCCAACAACCGCCCGCAUCCUGUAUGGCUCUGCAAAAUCUGCAUCGAGCAGAGGGAGGUGUGGAAGCGUUCUGGAGCCUGGUUCUUCAAGGGCUUCCCCAAACAGGUCCUCCCACAGCCUAUGCCCAUAAUGAAGACCAAGCCCAAGCAGCCUGUCAGUGAGCCUGCUGUCCCAGAGCAGCCUACUCCUGAAUCCAAGCACACUGUCCGGGCUCCAACUCAAGGUGACGCUGAAGACGGGAGGGGCCCAGGUCAGAAGCCAGGCCCUGAGCUGGCCUCUGUGCCUGGCCGAGGAAGCUACGGGCCUCCUGUGCGCAGGGCCUCAGAGGCACGAAUGAGCUCAGCCAGCCGGGACUCAGAGGGCUGGGGCCAUGGCCAUGGCGGGGCAGCCGGUGACUCCAGCCGGAGCCCAGCAGGUUUGAGACGGGCCAACUCAGUGCAGGCCUCCAGACCCGCCCCAGCCUCGACGCCGAGCCAGGCUCCGCCUCAGCCUGGGCAGCCAGGGCCCCCAGGAGGCAGCAGACCCAGUGCUGGGCCAGCAGGACGCUUUUCGGACCAGAGACCAGACCUGGCCCCCGGUGACCUCUGCUACCCAGGGGCCUCCAUCCCACCCUGGGAGGAGCGACUCGGAGUCGGAGCCAGGGAGGACCGAGCGGGCCACGCACCAGGCCCUUACUCCCAAGUGUCUGCUGCUGCCCCCCAGCCUGUCGCGACCCCUGCCCACCAGCCCCCACCCCCCGAGGAGGACGAGGAGGAAGCCAACAGCUACGAUUCGGAUGAAGGGACCACCCUGGGCGCCCUGGAGUUCAGCCUUCUCUACGACCAGGAGAACAGCUCCCUGCACUGCACCAUCAUCAAGGCCAAGGGACUGAAGCCCAUGGACUCCAAUGGCCUGGCCGAUCCUUAUGUUAAGCUGCACCUCCUGCCGGGAGCCAGCAAGUCCAACAAGCUUCGGACAAAAACCCUGCGGAACACCCGGAACCCCAUCUGGAACGAGACCCUCGUCUAUCACGGCAUCACGGAUGAGGACAUGCAGCGGAAGACGCUCAGGAUCUCUGUCUGUGACGAGGACAAAUUUGGCCACAACGAGUUUAUCGGUGAGACCCGAUUCUCACUCAAGAAGCUAAAGUCCAACCAAAGAAAGAACUUCAACAUCUGCCUAGAGCGCGUGAUCCCGAUGAAGCGUGCAGGGACCACCGGCUCCGCCCGAGGCAUGGCCCUCUAUGAGGAGGAGCAGGUGGAGCGCAUUGGCGACAUAGAGGAGCGCGGCAAGAUCCUGGUGUCCCUCAUGUACAGCACACAGCAGGGCGGCCUCAUCGUGGGCAUCAUACGUUGCGUGCACCUGGCCGCCAUGGACGCCAAUGGCUACUCAGAUCCAUUCGUCAAGCUCUGGCUGAAACCAGACAUGGGAAAGAAGGCCAAACACAAGACUCAAAUUAAGAGGAAAACCUUGAAUCCUGAAUUUAAUGAGGAGUUCUUCUAUGACAUCAAACACAGCGACCUGGCGAAGAAGUCGCUGGACAUCUCGGUCUGGGACUAUGACAUCGGCAAGUCCAACGAUUACAUCGGAGGCUGCCAGCUGGGGAUCUCGGCCAAGGGAGAGCGCUUGAAACACUGGUACGAGUGCCUGAAGAACAAGGACAAGAAGAUCGAGCGCUGGCACCAGCUCCAGAACGAGAACCACGUGCCCAGCGAUUAGGAUGGCUCCUGGCUCCCUGGCUCCGUGCCCUGCCCCCUGCCCAGGUCCCCCCCAGCCGGCCCCAGCGGCCCACUGCACUCUGGUCUCUCUCCUGUAUGCCCCUGCCCCUCCCCUGCCGCCCUCCCUGAACUUGCUUUUGGGGUCCCCCUCACCUUGGGCAUUGCUGCCAAAGACCUCCUCCUCCCCCCGCGAUGCUGCUGCGAGGCUGCGAGGCGGGCUCUAAGCACAGCCCGGCUCCGGUCCCGCCAGGAUGGAGCAGUCGGGACAGGGAUAAGAGAUCUUUACAAAGAGGUUGUUCCUUUAACAACCUCCCGGUUUGGGUAAUUACAGGCGUUCGUCAUCAUUUCGGACUGUUUAGCCCUCCUGGCCUUGAGCAGGCGGGCACGUCCACUCCCGUUUCCUGCGUCGCGUCUGUGUGUCCCCUCAGCGGUCAGCACCGGACAAGGCUGUGGGGACCCUGAAGUGGGGUAGACAUAGAGCGUCCAGGCUCCCAGCUUUCUGUCCCUCUCCACCCCCGUCUCUUUCCCCUUCUCCCCUCUCCCUCUCUAAGGGGUUCAAUAGCAAAAGCAAAAAAAUAUCCUAACACAGCCUCUCCCCCUCACCUCCUCUCACCUGCCAGACCAGCCAUCGGGCAAAACCUGAGCUUCCACGUAGCCUCUUGCUUCCUCGGAUGCCCACUUCCCCUUGGGCACCGCCAGGCGGCCUCGGGCGGAGGGCCGGCUACUGGCCCUGCCCAGGUGCAGGCAGCAGCCCACAGGC